UUGCAGAAGGACAAGGACAUUCCAACUUCACCCAAAUGCAAGAACUAAAUUGGACAUCAUCAUCUAUCAGAACUGUGGAUUUAAUUCCAGUUGAUCAGUUUAGAAAUGUGUGUAACGUGAAUCUACAGAACAAUAAUCUGACCUCAUUCAGUGGGUUAAUUUAUCUCCCUAAUGUGAAGGUCUUAUGCCUGAACUAUAAUCAUAUUGAAUCAAUCAUGCCCAGACUAAAGCCUCAGACUCACUUAACCAACAGACAACUGCUCUACCAGAAAGUGCCUUCAAGUGGCUAUGGACAGCAGGGAACUUCAAAAACUAACAGAGAUGCAAUGAGCAAUGAAAAUUUGCCUCCAAUAAUGCACAGUUUAGAAGUUCUUCAUUUGGGCUACAAUGGAAUUUGUAAUUUAAUACAGCUACAACUUAACAGACUAAGAAAUUUAAAAUUCCUCUUUCUACAAGGGAAUGAAAUCAGUCAAGUUGAAGGACUUGACAACUUACUCGUCCUUCAGGAAUUGGUAGUGAACCAUAACCGCAUCAGAGCAUUUAAUGACAGUGCUUUUGCCAAACCAAGUUCUUUGUUGGCUCUUCACCUGGAGGAAAACAGACUACGAGAGCUGGGCAAAUUACAGCCUUUGGUAAAACUAGAGAAACUCUUUCUAGGAUAUAAUAAGAUUCAGGUAACAUUAUUUUGGUUUUUGUUGUGAGAUUUAUAACCUUUAAUUCUCCCAGAGCUCUGCACGUAAGUCUUCCAAACACACCAAUGAAAAUUUUGCUAGUAUGGUGUUUACAUUGUAUAUACCAUCUAUAUUUCAAGGCAUGUAAAUACUCUGUGAUGCAGGGAUGUCCACCCUGCUUCUAUACUUAUAAACUGGACAAACUCACAUGUACCCACUCACUAAUAAAGGUUAGCUUUAAAUAUUGUAAGACUCUUCUCAUAAGUCCUCUCAGAUCUCAUUUGUUCCUUGACUGCUCUUAGUCCAAGUUGUUUCUGAGUCUCAGUUCCAGACUUCCUCUGGCCCUUUAAAUGUGUCAUAUGUAGUUGGUCUUCCUGGCAUUUGAAUCAACUCCUGACAAUGCACUUUACCCUGGCUUUAAUAUUACAUCUCUCCCACUCAAGGCUUUUUUAGAUAAGAUCCUGCCUUGGUUUUACCUGCUCAAAGUUCAACCUGUUACUUUCAGGCCACUACUUCAACUGAGCCUGCUCACACUAUCUCCAGAGAUAGCGUACAGA
This is a messenger RNA of Carlito syrichta (Philippine tarsier), 1228 nucleotides long. Its product is annotated as leucine-rich repeat-containing protein 9-like. Gene Ontology annotation, molecular function: protein binding. The transcript has 5 exons. NCBI's taxonomy places the organism in Eukaryota, Metazoa, Chordata, Mammalia, Primates, Tarsiidae. The record is from RefSeq and is a predicted model, not a curated record. Bases 36 to 701 code for a protein of 221 amino acids.